This is a messenger RNA of Panicum hallii, 961 nucleotides long. RefSeq names its product UPF0587 protein F46B6.12. The record is from RefSeq and is a predicted model, not a curated record. Gene Ontology annotation, molecular function: zinc ion binding. The transcript is spliced from 5 exons. Lineage: Eukaryota; Viridiplantae; Streptophyta; Magnoliopsida; Poales; Poaceae. The coding region runs from base 151 to 681 and encodes 176 amino acids.
UUCGUCCGGCUCCAUUCCUCAACCGAGCGAGCCCGCAGGCGUAGCGAAGCAAAACCCCCUUCCCUUUCCUCCUCUUCGUCUACGUCUCCGUCGGCGGCGGACCAGACCCGAGCGGGCAGCCCUAACCCUAGGGGGGAGGAGGCGGCGGAGAUGGUGUACUACGCGCUGUUGGUGGGCGCGGAGCUGGACGGCCUCACCAACCUGCAGCCCAGCCGCGGCUGCGACGACCCCAACUUCCCCUACCACCUCAAGCUAAAGUGCGAGAACUGCGGGGAGGUCACCGCCAAGGCCACCUACGUCACCCUCAGCGAGCAAGUCGACCUGCCUAAAGGACACGGAACCGCCCACCUCGUCCAGAAGUGCAAGCUAUGCGGGAGGGAUGGAACGAUUGUGAUGAUUCCUGGUCAGGGGACGCCACUAACUAUUGAGCAGAGCCAGAAAGGAGAAAAGACUUGUUUGAUGGUCUUUGACUGCAGAGGCUAUGAACCUGUUGAGUUUUCCUUUGGUGCUGGCUGGAAGGCUGAAUCUGUGCAUGGGACUCCUUUUGACAUUGACUGCUCUGAAGGUGAAUUUUCUGAGUAUGAUGAGAAGGGAGAAUGCCCUGUCGAGUUAGGCAAUCUGCAGUCAGAAUUCAAAGUGGUGAAGAAGCAUGAGAGGGGUGGGAAGACUAAAUUCGUCUAGACCCAGUGACUUGGGAGUCGUCAGAUAUUGGAACUGAAGGUGUAUAAAUUGGUGAAUUUGGGCUAAAGGUCAUGCAUAAUCAGAUGUCCUUUCUUUUUUCUGUUGUUUCUGUGCAUGCUGUGAACUAUGUGAAGCUUUUCCGUGAUACAGUGCCCACAGAGGCAUUACCCUGGACUGAUUGCUAUGUGUUCUAUGGGCUCUGACUCCAGCCACUCGAACUGGUCUCCUGAUCUUCUAAUGCUCAAACAUCUUAAUGAAUUUGAGCUUUGUUUUCUGUGGC